Messenger RNA from Strongyloides ratti, 696 nucleotides. Its product is annotated as Zinc finger, RING-type domain and Zinc finger, RING/FYVE/PHD-type domain-containing protein. Lineage: Eukaryota; Metazoa; Nematoda; Chromadorea; Rhabditida; Strongyloididae. The record is from RefSeq and is a predicted model, not a curated record. The transcript is spliced from 3 exons. The coding region runs from base 1 to 696 and encodes 231 amino acids.
AUGAGUUCUUUAUUUUGUAAUUUAUGUUUUUCACAACCAUCAGGUUUAGUUGAGUAUUCGUUUACAAAAUGUUUACAUAUAUUUUGCCCAACAUGUCUUAAUACGUCAGAAAAUAAAGGAAAUUCAUCAAAAUUUUUAAAACAAAUCUGUCUUUUUUGUGAUCUUCCUAAUGCAUCUUAUCGGAAGAUAAAUAAAUCACAAAAUUUUGGAGAGGCAAUUUCUAAAAUAAAUACUUUACGUAUUCUUUCUCAAUUACAAGAAAAACAAUUAAAAAGUAUGGUAAAAUUGUCAAAUAAAUAUGAUGAUGCUUUACCUGAAUUAAGAAAAAAAUAUUUAAAAACUGUUGAAGAUAUUCAACUUUUCAAAAAAAUAUGUUUUAUCAAAGUUUAUUCAGUUAGACAAGUUAAAAAAAAAAUUAAAAAAUACAAACAUGAAAUUGAUAAAUUUAAUAAUUUUCUUGAAAAGAAUGUAUCUAGACGACGUAGGAGUAUUUCUUCAUCAGGAUUACGAUUAUCUACAUCGUGUGUGGCGGAGUUUAGUCAAAAUGGAUCUCAAUUAUUACAACAAAUUAGCUCAGAAUUUAAUACAACAAAUACAAGUUAUCUCUUUAGUACUGAUCAAGAAAAAAAUGAUUCCUUAAAUAUAUCACGCCAAGGUUGUACUUUAUCAAAAUCAUUAUUUGAUCAAACAUUUUGA